GAUCCCCAGCCGGGCUCUGAUGCGCGCAUGCGCACUGGCUAUCUGAGUCCCAUCCUGCUUCUCCUCCUUUCCCUCUUUUGCUGCUGAAGCGACUUGAGCCAUGAACACCGCGCAGGGCACCGUGGGCAGCGACCUGGUCAUCCUGGCCACCGCCGGCUACGACCACACCGUCCGGUUCUGGCAGGCCCACAGCGGGAUUUGCACCCGGACCGUCCAGCACCAGGACUCCCAGGUCAAUGCUCUAGAGAUCACCCCGGACCGGACCAUGAUUGCCGCCGCCGGCUACCAACACAUUCGAAUGUAUGACCUGAACUCCAAUAACCCGAACCCAGUUAUCAACUACGAUGGCGUCAGCAAGAACAUCACCUCCGUCGGGUUCCAUGAAGACGGACGAUGGAUGUACACGGGGGGAGAAGACUGCAUGGCCCGGAUCUGGGACCUCAGGUCGCGCAACCUUCAGUGCCAGCGCAUCUUCCAAGUGAAUGCGCCCAUCAACUGUGUUUGCCUGCAUCCAAAUCAGGCUGAACUUAUUGUUGGAGAUCAAAGCGGGGCCAUCCACAUCUGGGACCUGAAGACGGACCAUAAUGAGCAGCUCAUCCCCGAACCCGAAGUCUCUGUAAACUCUGUCCACAUUGAUCCGGAUGCCAGCUACAUGGCCGCUGUCAACAGUUCAGGCAACUGUUAUGUGUGGAACCUAACCGGUGGCAUCGGAGACGAAGUGACGCAGCUCAUCCCCAAAACCAAGAUCCCUGCCCACAACCGCUACACUCUCCAGUGCAAAUUCAGUCCGGACUCCACGCUUUUGGCUACUUGUUCUGCUGACCAAACAUGCAAGAUCUGGAGGACAUCCAACUUCUCUCUCAUGACAGAACUGAGCAUCAAGAGCAACAACCCUGGGGAAACCUCUCGCGGCUGGAUGUGGGACUGCGCUUUCUCUGGAGACUCUCAGUACAUUGUCACAGCCUCCUCAGAUAACCUGGCCAGGCUCUGGUGUGUGGAAACGGGUGAGAUCAAAAGGGAGUACAGCGGCCAUCAGAAAGCAGUUGUCUGCCUUGCUUUCAAUGACAGCGUCUUGGGCUGAUGUACAUUCUGUGCAUAUUUGAGGAAUUCUCCAUCUGACUCUCUGCCACCAUCAUUCUGGUCAAAUAGAUGGAUGCUAUCCGAACCUUUAGCCACAAGAGCACAGCUGACCUCCAUAUCUUCUAUGUGGAAUGAGACCCCCAAAGAAAAUCCAGAACUAACAACUGUAAGGUUUAUGGCAUGGCACUCCUUUAAAAGGAAUAAUGCUCCCUCUUAAGUCAUGGUGUUUGUUUCCAUUUGGGAGUCCCUUAGCCAACACUUCCGGUGGUCUGUGUCAUAUAUUUAUAUGUGUUACUUGUUACUUCAGAAGUAAAUUUUGAGUUCACAAUUUAGAGGGAAAGUGUUUUUCCCUAGGAGAUGCCAGUGCAGUUGGGUUUUCCUACUAAGUUAGCUGUGCCUUGGAUCAGUUCGCCAAGAGGCUGGGCCUGCAUAAUGUUCAGGGAGAAGCUGAGGAGACACUGGCCCUAUUCAGGUGUUUGGGAGAAGAAGCUUCACCCCUUCUGUUGUUGCUCUUUUCAUGAGGCUGAGAAGGGGACUUUUCCAUCUAUGUAACCCUACCACACAAUCCAGAACCGGGGGGGCAAAUCCCUCAGGUAUCCAAUUGUACAUAGAGGAUGCAGAGCUCCUCAGAUUAUCACUGCAUCUGGAGAGCGACUACGACUACCAUGCUUCUUUUCUGAACAUGUUUAGGAUUCUCUUAUUUUUAAUGCCAGAAUAGGGUUGCUUCUGCUUUAGCAAUGGCUGAACUUCCUCCAAGCCUGGAGUGAAGGACCGCUGAGAUAUCUGCACGCCUUGCAAACAGAGGAAGGAACUGGUGAUUUCUCACUUUAUAACAGCUGCACAGGUUCAUUUCCUCUUUUUGUGCUUUUUUUAUUUCAUAUGACACACAUCAGGAUUAACUAACUUUGUAUAAAAUGUUUUUUAAAAAAACCCCACAAGAUUUUGUUUUACAUAAUAAUGCACGUAUGACCAAGACUUAAGGGCACUUUUACUACACCCUCAUGCAGCUACUGUUAGACAGGGAUGGUUAUUUACAGGUUACAGGGAGGAGGAAACACUUUGUAAAUAAAAUGUAUAUACCGAUAAUAAUAAUAAAAAAGAUAA
This is a messenger RNA of Sceloporus undulatus (fence lizard), 2184 nucleotides long. RefSeq names its product MTOR associated protein, LST8 homolog (gene MLST8). Gene Ontology annotation, biological process: regulation of actin cytoskeleton organization; TOR signaling. Bases 101 to 1081 code for a protein of 326 amino acids. Gene Ontology annotation, molecular function: protein binding. NCBI's taxonomy places the organism in Eukaryota, Metazoa, Chordata, Lepidosauria, Squamata, Phrynosomatidae. The record is from RefSeq and is a predicted model, not a curated record. Gene Ontology annotation, cellular component: TORC1 complex; TORC2 complex. The transcript has 9 exons.